Messenger RNA from Anopheles coustani, 1391 nucleotides. Its product is annotated as zinc finger protein 62 homolog. Gene Ontology annotation, molecular function: zinc ion binding; RNA polymerase II cis-regulatory region sequence-specific DNA binding; DNA-binding transcription factor activity, RNA polymerase II-specific. The transcript is spliced from 4 exons. Bases 138 to 1253 code for a protein of 371 amino acids. Gene Ontology annotation, cellular component: nucleus. NCBI's taxonomy places the organism in Eukaryota, Metazoa, Arthropoda, Insecta, Diptera, Culicidae. The record is from RefSeq and is a predicted model, not a curated record. Gene Ontology annotation, biological process: regulation of transcription by RNA polymerase II.
GGUACUCGUUGCGACAUAAGCGUGGGUAAAUAACAUGGCGAACGCAAAUUCCCGUUUAAAGGUACCCAAUGUAAUAGACUGUCUGUUAUGUUGUUAUUGUUUAGCUAAAUUCCAAACAAUCGUAACAAUACCCCAUCAUGGCCGCUGGAACACGAAAACCUGUCGAAAUCUGUAGGUUUUGUUUGAACCUGGAUAAUUUGACGCCCUUAUCGAAAUUAGCAAAGGCUUCGUUCACUAUCCAGGAUGUAGAACAUUUUACUGGCAUUCAACUUUCGCCAGAGGCAAAACGGUUGUCUGCAAUUUGUGAUCAAUGUACCGCAGUUGUGAAAAACUCAGUGACUUUCCGAACCAAUUGCUUGAAAUACGACAUCUUCUUCAAAGAGCUGUUUAGUAGCGAAAACAAAUGGAACCUAAUGGAAGACAACAGUUCCGAACAGUCCAUUGAAUUCUUGGAAGAUCCAAAGAACUCGAUCGAAACUGUAUUGAUCAAGGGAGAAAUUGACGAAUUGGUAACGAUCUCAGAUGAAGAUGAAGAUAACAAAAACACAGAAGAAAUCCCAAAACCAAUCGAUGGAAGAGAAAGUGAAACAAAUGCCACUGUAGCAAAUGUUCCAACGAAAAAGAAGAAAAUAUUCAGACACAAACCACAAUUGUGUGGUGUAUGUGGCAAAUUUAUUGUGAAUUUAACUGCACAUUCUAGAAAUCAUGACAAGGAGAAAAGGUACAGUUGUCCACAAUGCCCAGUUAAAAUGAGCAAUGAAACCAAUUUGAAAAGGCACAUAGAUACGGUGCAUGAAAAGAAAAUAAUAAUUAAUUGCGAAGUAUGUGCUAUUGGAUUUACCCAUAAGAACACUUACUUAUCUCACAUGAUGUCGCGUCAUGGAAUUGGCAAAACGUAUGAAUGCGAGAUCUGCAAUAAGCAAUUUAAAUACUAUUCGACGUACAAUUCGCAUGUGAAUACAUGGCACAAGAGAGUAAGAGAAUUUGCUUGUUUGACUUGUGGCAUGAAAUUCAAAGCAAGAGUCGAUUUGAAAAAGCACCAGCGUGUGCAUUCUUCCGAUAAACCUUAUGCAUGUGAGCGGUGUCCCAAGCGUUUCAAGAGUUCAUAUGCUAGAAAAAUCCAUCAGACAACGCACGACGGAGUUCGAUUUAAGUGCACCAUGUGUGAAAAAUCCUAUAGUUACAAAAGCCUCUUAUCUAUUCACUAUAAAAAAGAUCAUUCCGAUCAACUGAUAGAUGCCUCAAGCGUUUAAAAGUUGGAUCGAAGUCAAUAAAUUACGUAUAAUUUUUCUUCUAUUUCUAGGACAUAUUCGAAUCGUAGAGUUUAACUGCUGAUAAUAAACGGAUAGAGCAUGAAAGCCAUGAAAAAUAAAAAUAGAAUUUUUAGAUGU